UCAAUCAGUUAGAGAGCGUUUAAGGAAAAUGUUUGUGAAAACAUUAUUAAUGUGUGUAAUUAUUUACACACUGGUGCAUUGCAAUGAUGUGGAGGCAAGCGCAUCCAGAGCUGCUUCUGCUGGUCAAGCAGCUCAUGAUCCGCUGACGGUUUCCACAUCUGGAUCGUUCCGAGGAUCCUGGAUGGAGACGCGCCGGGGACGUCGGUUCCAGGCUUACCGCGGCAUCAAAUAUGCUGAACCACCUGUAGGAGAACUCAGGUUUCAGCCUCCAGUACCCAUUCUGAAGUACACAAAUGAGGUGAAUGCGACCGAGGAAGGACCAGCGUGCCCGUUGCCGGUACCUCCCACCUACUACAUCGACGAGGACUGUCUCACCAUCAAUGUAUACACGCCAAUCAAUGAGAAGUCCCAUAAUAGCACAAAACCCCUCCCUGUGAUAUUCUUCAUCCACGCGGGCGGAUUCUACUCCAUGACGGGCCGCAGCGACCUCGCUGGUCCUCAUUACCUCCUCGACAGAGACAUCGUACUCGUCACCAUCAACUACAGGAUUGCGACUCUUGGCUUUCUUAGCACCGGCGAUGCUCUUGCUCCUGGGAACAAUGGCUUCAAGGAUCAGGUGGCGGCUCUGCGUUGGGUGCAGCGCAAUAUUCGUGCGUUUGGUGGAGAUCCCAACCUUGUUACUAUCGCUGGCUGCAGCGCUGGAUCUUUCAGUGUCAUGCUCCAUAUGAUCUCUCCUAUGUCUAAAGGCCUAUUUCAUCGCGCCAUAUCUAUGAGUGGUUCUCCCGCUAGUCAAUCAACAGUACAGCAUGACCUGUAUCCUCUGGCAGUGAAACAAGCACAGCUCGUGGGAUGUCCCAUAAACAAUUCCAAGGCUAUUAUUGACUGCUUGAAGACAAAGCCAUUCAGGGAGAUUGGAGAUUCAUUGCCUGGAUUCUUUGAUCCGCUUUAUUCUCGUACCGUCUGGAGGCCAGUGGUUGAGCGCGACUUUGGUCAAGAGCGUUUCCUUACUAUGGAUCCCUCGGAUGCUAUUCGACAAGGAAAGAUACACGCUGUCCCCCAUAUCAUAAGUCAAACGCAUGAUGAAUUUUUCUGGAGUGCUAUCUCUAUCGUGAAAAACGCAACUCUUCGUGAAGCUUUGGAUGCAAAUUGGGAUCUUUACGCCCCAGCCAAUUUUCAACUACCAAAGAACGAGAAUGCAGUGAAUUCUGGAUAUAGGUUAAGACUGGGAUACCUUGGAAACAAACCGCUGUCCGAUGAUCAGGACACGUUAGAUGCCCUUGGAAAGUUGUAUUCCGACGCAUUUAUAGGCUUCGGCGUGCAUAAAAUGGCCAACCUAAUGUGCCGUCACUCGCCACAUAAGGUCUACUACUACCAACUUGCUUAUAUUGGCAACCAUAGCCACUAUGAGGAUCCUGUCACCAAAAAACCAAUAGGAACGGCCCAUCAUGAUGACCUGAUUUAUUUAUUCACGCUGAGCUACCAGUUCCCAACCAUCAAUGUCAGCGAGAGUACCGACUCCCUCAUCGUAGACAGAAUGACUGCUAUCUGGUACAAUUUCGCUCGAUUUGGCAAUGAGCUACCCGAGCUAUUAACUCUCCAGUGGCCCGCCAUGACACCAACCGCGCACAAGUACCUCAAAUUUGACAAGCAGUUCUCAAUUGAAAAGAACAUGUUCGAAGACAGAUUCAACGUUUGGGAAGAACUGUAUCCCAUUGAAACAAAUUAAAUUAUGUACAAUAGUAUUCGACUAGAUAUUAAUUUGUAUGUGUGUAGCAAAUUCGUAAAAUUUCUAGUAUUGUUAAAAUAUUGUUUAACUAAUAAAACAUCUGUUUCUCCUUCCAACAUGAAUUCUAUUUA
Molecule: messenger RNA, 1857 nt
Organism: Achroia grisella
Lineage: Eukaryota; Metazoa; Arthropoda; Insecta; Lepidoptera; Pyralidae
Product: carboxylic ester hydrolase-like
Exons: 11
Coding region: 29-1726 (565 amino acids)
Source: RefSeq, a predicted model, not a curated record